GCGGUCGGCAGCGGAGUGACAAAAGGACCGCAGGACGAAGUGUUGGGACGGACACGCCUUUCAGCAGACAGAUAUCGAGUCGAUACGGAGCGCUGUGUGUCCGAGAAGGUGCGAAACGCUGGUCGGCAGAAUGAACAAGUCGGUGGGCCGAGGCAGGGGCAGCCUGUACUCGUCGCAGAGCAGCGUGGCGCCGCUGCGGCGCCCUGGCGAGUCGCUGCGCUCGCCCGACGGCCUCAAGAGCAACCACAGCCUGCAGGACGUGAUGGUCGACUCGCUGAUGGAGGACCUGCAGUCGUUGACGCUCGACGACAAGGCGCUCGCCGCCAAGCAGCUCAGGGUGCUCGAGGAGUCCUUCAGGGACUUUGUCCGCAAUGAGGAGAAGCUCAAGCUAGUAGUCCGUGCCUUGCACGACCGGAGUCUGGACAACAGGCACUUCGGCGCCAGGGCGGCCCGUCUCUGCGCCGCCCUUUACAUGUUUGAGACUGAGGGAGUCGCCCUGAGACGAAUCCUACUAGAAACUCUGCAGGCCGACUUCGAACGUCGUGAAGAGAUACGUGCCGAGGGACUGGAGAGCUUGACCAAUGCUAUAGAGUUGGUGGGUAAUGCCUUAAACUGCAUCCAGCUGCCUAAUGGCUCAAGGGUCAAAAUCCUCGCGUACGCCCUUCUGGAUUACUUGUUUGAGCUGCUCGAGGACACUAACGAAACUUCGCUGCGUGCCUUCACUGUGCAGCUCGCUUUGAGUGGUGCCGUGCUGAGUGAAAUGCUGGCCGACAAAGUGAACGAGGUGAUGUUCAAGGUGCGAGAGCGGCUGGCUAAGGCUGCGUUCAAACGCGAGUCCUCGGCCUACUGGCUGCUGCUGGCGCUCGACCUGGCGCACCACAAGUGGGCGCCGCUGCCGGAGCCGCUCGCCACCUUCUAUGCGUCGCGCCUCGGCGGCAAGAACCAGGUCAACCAACUCGCCGCCGCCUCGGUCGCAAUGACACCUUCAAGCACAACCUCGUCGAGUUCGCAGUCGUCACACAAAUCAAGCAGCAGUGGCGGCGGAGGCGGCAAGAAGGACCUGGGGAAGGACUACUGGCAGCAUGACGACCGAGUACUGAAUGACAAGCCUCCCCAAGGGCGUCCCUUGCACGGCCGGAACAAGGACAAGAACGACUCGUCGCACUGGAACUGAUCGAAGCUGACCACCCGACCGCCUGCCUACGCACAAAUUUAAUCAACCAAAAAUGAACAGACACUCUUUUGUACAAGAGACUUUUUUACAAGCAAAGUGUCACUUCGGGGAAAUCCGCCUACCUGGGGAAGCUUGCUAAAAAAGACUGGCUUCUCAAAGCGCUCUUUUUUGCAACUCGAUUGGACGUGUACCCCGUAAAUAAAAUUUGAUUGUCGCCGGUUGCAAAAAAGGGUCAUUCUGCGUACUAGUUUGUUGCUGAGGAGGAAAAGGGUCUGUAGCAGAACCCAUCUCGCAUUCUAGUUGACUGUUGUUUAGCCAGAAACUGAUGCGUGCGCCACCAUCCAGCAACAGUUUUAGAUGUGAUAGCUGAAGGAUGGAGUGUCAUUUGUUGUUUUUGAUGUGCUCUAUUGCGCACAACACGGUUGUCAAAGAUUCAUUUGUCUCUUAAUUGCUUUUUUAUUAAGAGCUCGCAAUGAUUCCAUUUUAAUUUUUAUACUUUUUAACUGCUAUAUUCCUGUUCAAGCACUAUUUUUAUAGUGUGGAUUUUAAUCGGAGCUACCUAUUGUUAUUAUUUUACUUGCGACCGCAGUUAUACAGAUACCAAAAAAGCAGCUUGGUGUCAUUUUGUUUGUUGAUCAUAAGACAAUGUUACUUUGUCGACUCAUGUUAAAAUUAAGUCUGUGUGACCCCGGUGCAGAAAUUCAUUAUUGCUUUGUCAGCGUUCUCAGUGCAAAGCGAAUUGAAUU
Molecule: messenger RNA, 1920 nt
Organism: Neocloeon triangulifer
Lineage: Eukaryota; Metazoa; Arthropoda; Insecta; Ephemeroptera; Baetidae
Exons: 5
Coding region: 131-1174 (347 amino acids)
Biological process (GO): regulation of translational initiation
Molecular function (GO): translation activator activity
Source: RefSeq, a predicted model, not a curated record